Messenger RNA from Dunckerocampus dactyliophorus (ringed pipefish), 5436 nucleotides. RefSeq lists its product as uncharacterized. Gene Ontology annotation, cellular component: membrane raft; plasma membrane. Gene Ontology annotation, biological process: B cell receptor signaling pathway; negative regulation of T cell activation; T cell receptor signaling pathway. The transcript has 9 exons. Bases 422 to 2029 code for a protein of 535 amino acids. NCBI's taxonomy places the organism in Eukaryota, Metazoa, Chordata, Actinopteri, Syngnathiformes, Syngnathidae. The record is from RefSeq and is a predicted model, not a curated record.
UGCUGCCUAGCUGAUGGAGGCUGAGCAGGGAGGAAGGAGGCGAGCCCCUCUGCUUACGCGUCAGCAUCCCUUCAAAUAGCUGCUGUCACUUCACCGCUGCUGCACGCAAAGACACGGACGACUGUGAGACAGAAAAAAUAACAUUUCAAUCAAAUGUUGCUAAUUUAAUUAAGCAGCUCUUUUCCUGACCGCAAGCAUGACAAACGGAGGGAGUCACUAAACGGAGGCUGGAGCCUGGCCAGGAAGGAUAGCGAUGUUCAAGGCACCUUGUCCCGGGAGUUGUCAUCCUCAAAGCUGGCUGCAAGAGAUAGAAAUGCGCCUAUAAGACACCAGGGGGUCGAGUUUUCCUGAGCAGAGGGUUUUUGUGUGGCAGAGUUUGAGCUCGAGUGGAAGUGAGUAGGUGUGAGAGGGAGCGUGUAUCAUGGCUGACAGCGAAGGGACAAACCUCGAGGACCCUCCCUACAAAAACCUGCUGCUCCUGGGGGCCAUCGCAGCAGCGUCGGCCUUCGUGGUCACCAUCCUCAUCGUCCUCGUCUGUGUGGGGUGUCAAAGAAAAAGCAAGAGCAAGCACCCUUCAGCUGGAGAGAAAGGGACAUCUGUAAAUAUGCAGGGUACCCUUCGACAUCCUAAACUGAACUCCAUGAGCAAAUCGGAUACCAGGCUGCAUGAGAUCAAUCGCUUUCCCUGCAAUGGAAACUCUGUUAGUAAGAGCCGCCCAGCCAGCAUGGACCUCCUGCUACUCCACAGUCGCCGCUCCCAGACAGACCUGAGGCCCUCCCAGGGGCGCCAGCUUCCACAGAUCCCCACUAGCCCUCAGGGGUCCAGCCAGGGCGGAGAAGGGGACAUGGGAGGCGAUGGGGGAGGAGGCGAGGCCAGAGACCACACUUACACUGAGGUGGGCCUGCGGAAUAAUGCCACCCCAACCCAUGGCCUGGAUGACGGGCUGUAUGAGAGUGUCAGUGUUCGGGAAGGUGACACAGGCCCCAAAGCAAUCGCUGCACCACCACCAACAUCAACUAGCACUCCAGCUUCAGUCAGGGCUGCCCAAAGCCCACCUGCUCAGGCCAAUGGAGCCCGCAAUGGGAAUGGAAAUGGUGGCAGAGGAAAUGGCGCUAUUAUUAAUACAAUAGCUGCGAGAGGUAACGGGUCAAGUGGAGCUAACAGGUCCCCCCUGCCCUCAGUCAACUCCCUGGCCACCCAAGAUCCAACCUCAGCAGAGUAUGCUUCAAUACGCAAGUUCAGAAAGGUUGACAAGACAAACAGGAAUAAUAAUGGGGCCGACAGUCAGUCGGACAGCCAGUCGAGUGUGAGCGAUUCACCCUCGGCAGCUCCUCCACAACUACAUCGCAGUCAGGAGUUUCCACGCAAGCCCCUGGAGCCGUUUCACCUGCACUCCUUCCCAAAGGAGCCAGUGUUUAUGGGCAAUGGCGAGCAAUAUAUCUGGAAGCCACCAGAGGAUGAUGAGAUCAUCACCCUGCACCCACCUCCACACCGCAUAGAGAAUGAACAGGGGCACCCAUUGCCCCCAACUGCAAAAGAGAUUGCAGAUACGUACUCCAUCGUGUGCAAAACCCAGAAGAAAAGAACUCCCAUGGAGAACAAUGGAGCAAAGACUCUGCCACGUUCAUUCGGUGGGGAGAAAGGAAAGGGCUGGGGCCGAGGGAUUCAGGCCCAGGCGCGUUCCCAGGAGGAGCCGUGCUAUCAGCCGACGGGAGACAGGGCCUGGCCGGAGUGCGCAGCAGCCGAAUCCGACCCUGCCUACGCUACCAUUGACACCCAUCGUAAGCGUGAGCCGGCGGGCACCAGUAACAACACAGCCGGUGGUACAGCCACACUUAAAAGGAAAAAGCAGCAGGCACCAUCAGCUGCACCUCAGGGCUCGGCAUCCAACCCCCUGCCUGUUAGAGGCCUGCCUGGAGGUGAUAACUUCUAUGAGACCAUCAGUGAUGUGAAAGGAGGCAGUAGCUCCAGCACCACUACCAUUUUCACCUUCAAUGAUGGGAUGGAGAUGUAUGUUACAGGCCUGUAACUGGCUGACAUGCCAAUACGGCCCACAAAGUUCAUGAGAGGGAUCUUCCUGUUAACUUGCCAUGCAUAAGGUUGGAAUACGUAGGUACUAUGUCCUUUUCAGACAAAAAAAAUGACGAUCAAAUUUGUGUUGACAUCAGGUACAAACAGGGUUUUAAGCCAGGUUCAGACUUUGCUUCACAGGUGUGUCGUUCAGAACCAUCCUCAACCCUAAAAGGACCAAAAUGUUCUAAAAAACAAAAGAACAAAACUGGAUUAUACAUCUUUAAACAUUCUGCAUCACUGACCUUACUCAUGUUUUUAUGAGGCAUCAUUGUCCAUCAUAUCUUUAUUUUUGUAUGAACAAUGUUUCUUUGAUGUGGUGUAACUCACAACUUAAGCACAUUUGGUUAUACACACACACACACACACACACACACAUAUGUGUACGUGUGUAUAGAAAAUAUACAUGCAUGCAUUGUGCAAACCACACAGAGCUGUAGCUAUGAUGCUUGCUAUAUUAGGAGAAGGAGGCCACUGUACAACGCAUAAACACAAGUGCACGUGUCUCAUUUUCAGGGUACUUAUGUAAUGUAAGCAGAUGGAUGUCACAGAGAUUUUUGGAGCUCAGCUUAACCUAAGCAAACAUCUGAAACAGGUUCCCUGUGCACAACGACCUGUUGCCUGGCAGGGAGGGUUGUGGUGUUUUGUUCAAACAAGGCCAGUCAUUUGUAGGCCUGCUCAAACUCAAAAGUACAUGAAGGCCACUGUCCUCAUUUCACAAAGCACCAUCAAUGUGCCCUAAAUUUAUUAACCUUUCAGGUUUCAGAAAACUUUAUUUAUCCCCAAAGGGGCAAGUCAUUUGUACUUUACCAGCCAUACAUUCAUCCACCCACAAUCACAACAGACUAAUGACAAACAAUACAAUGAAGUAAAAUGAAGCAAGUCUGGAAUAUCAGCCAUUGCUAUAACAUAAUUUAACACUGCUGUACAAUAACCCCCCAAAAUAAGUACAACAGAUACUAACAACAAUUUAUUGUUUACAAUGGGUUAAGUCUGAGUUUAGUAGCUUAAUAGCAGAAGGGAUGAGAGACACUGAGUACAUUGACUUUUAACGGUUAUCAAUGGAGCCCCCUUAAUAUCUUAUCUGUGUUUGUUUUGGUCAACAAUAUAUAAUCCUCAAGGUAAUUAUGAGAUCAUCUCAAAUUUGACAAACAUCUCUCUGUUGCUGGAGGCAUGAUGACACAUCGCUCUCUCUCGCACACACACACACACACACACACACAUACGCACACAUACUGUACAUUCAUGCAUGCUUGGCAGAAUUUUACAGGGUAAAGUGAUCAGGUCAGGGGCGGUCAGAGGUUUGGGCAAGAGUAAUACGGGUGACAGAUUGUUUCCGUGUAAGUAAGAUACCUUCUAGAAGAAUGCUUUCUUCCAAAAAUAUUUAGAAUAUACAUAUCUCCAAAAAAAGGAUUAUUUCAUUCUUCUUUAUUUUAAAUGUGAUUUUAUGAUCAUUGUGCUAUUGCACUCAAAAUGACUGCAGGAAUGGCUGUCCUUAUUUCUUAUUAAUGUGCUGUAAACGUUCUGUGGUUUGCUCGCUGGCUCCAAGUCAAAGCCAGUGCUCUCCAUAGUUCUCUACAUUUGGUACUUGGAAUAGUAACAGAAAAUUUGGACUCCAAAGAAAACAACCAUGGAGUGUCCUUUGGACGAUUGCCCCUCGCCCUCUCCUCAGCCUGCUUUCUAGCCCCUGCAGCCUCCAUGAUAAACAAUGUCUUUUUCAUGUAGCUUUGGGGAGCAUUAAAAAGAAGGAAUGGUGGACUAAACAAAACCUUAGAAGCGUAAUAAAUGGGUGUAAGGCUGUCAGGCGAAUAGGAAUAGGAGCGAUGAAGGAUAUAGUAGGAUGAUCUCACUGUGAGAGAACCAUGCAAAUGUUUGAAAGUUCAGUAGCAGAGGUUUUGAGUGUUACUGUGUGAGAAAUCAUGUAAAAGCAAAUGCACAAAUGUAUUUAAUUGCACUGUUCGUUUUUUUCUCUGCUUUUGGACAAUGAAUAGCUCAUGCCACUGCCAUGAAACUAGUCUGUGUUGGUGCAAUUUCUUCUGCUUGAUCCAAAAAGUGCAUGCCUUGAUAUAUGGAGAUGAAACAAAUAUUGUGGUACUCUAUUGAUCUCUUGUUUGUAAGUCUUUGGUUGUACUUUUUGCCAUGUAAUGCACAGCAGCAUUUUUUCCAAAGCAGUGACUAAGAGGAGGGGAUGGAAAUCGAAAGCUUGAAGCCACCGGGAGUUUAGGCCUCAGUGUUUAUCCUCUGCAAUGGCGGAGCAAGAAGAAGUGAUAGAGGUGGGGGAGGGAGAAGAGCUAGUAUGAAGCUUGAUGUGGAUCACUGCAAAUGGACACAGACCCCGUGGACCCUCCUCCUCCUGAUAUGUGCUCGUGCACACACAUAUACACACACUGCAACAUUGAGCCAUGUGCGUUUCCAGUUAAGGGGAGGAAGCACAUUUUCACCCCUGACUAUACUCCCUCCCCCAGCUGUGUUCACUCCCCAAUAACGGACACAGAGCUUGCUUUCUCCGUUUUCACCUCUCUCCCUCGCUGUGCAGGGGAGGAGCUCUUGAUGUGCACUUCUGAAGGACUCUGGGAGUGUGGGGUGAACUAGGCCUAGUCUGUAGCAACAAUGCACUGUUGGCCCAACUACUGUCUGAUAUGAGAAAUAGCUGUUUGCAGCUGGGAUGCCUCCCAGACAAUGCUGGCUGGAAACUACUAUCAUGCCUAAUCCUUUUUUCCUGGCUGUCACUUUGUGUCACAUUUUCUUUAUCCCAAAACAAAGCACUGAUCUUGAUCUAUUUGUUGAACAUUGUUGUACACUGAUUGAGACGGAUGUUCGCUGCACAAAUACAGUAUGAAUAUGUAAAUGUGUAAAAUACUGCUGCCGUUAUGAUGUUGUCACAGUGUAAUAUAGAGUAUGCAGUAUACUGUAUUUGUCAUGGGGGGAAAAAACUAUGUUUAUCUCAGACACAUCAUUUGUGGAUGCAAAAUGUUUCCUGCUUUCCAUGCACACACAGAUGUCUUUUGUUAACUGUCUUCAGAUGUAAUUAUGGGCCAAUACUGCUGUGACAGCUGUAGCCAAUGUAUGUUAUCAAAGCACACGAUUUAGUUGGAAAAGAAUAUAUAAAAAUAUAUGGUGUGACAGUGCGGAUAUGCAAAAGAUUGUAAUGUUUUAUAUUAACCUUCAUAAAAUAUUAAAGUGAGUUUUUACUUUUCUAAUAAAGUGGCACAUUAGAAUAAGUGUUUGUCUUUUGCCUAACCAGUCAUCCCUUUGCACCACCAGUGAUCAUGCUGAUAAUUUUGAAUAAAAAAAAAAAAGAAAAAAUAGACAAACUUAAUUGUCUUACUGUUUGCAGGCAUUAAAAAGAAAAAAAUAAUGUUUGGC